Molecule: messenger RNA, 3725 nt
Organism: Anolis sagrei ordinatus
Lineage: Eukaryota; Metazoa; Chordata; Lepidosauria; Squamata; Anolidae
Gene: PARP9
Product: poly(ADP-ribose) polymerase family member 9
Biological process (GO): positive regulation of type II interferon-mediated signaling pathway; negative regulation of gene expression; protein poly-ADP-ribosylation
Cellular component (GO): nucleus; cytoplasm
Molecular function (GO): ubiquitin-like protein ligase binding; NAD+-protein mono-ADP-ribosyltransferase activity; transcription corepressor activity
Source: RefSeq, a predicted model, not a curated record
UACACACUUUGAUAAAAAACAAAGCAUUUUUUUAAAAAAAGUUAAACAAUACUGCGUGUUAGGUUAAAAUGCAGUUAAAAUACAAUAAAUCCAAUUAAAAUGCAUUUCAAAAUACCAAAUUCUCCAAAAAACUAUCGUGCUUUGAUUUAAUGAAUUGGAUGGUACAAAAAUAUUUACUAUGUACACAUCUGGGGCCAUGGCGGUGCAGCAGGUUAAACUGCUGACCCACUGAACUUGCUGACCAAAAGGUCAGUGAUUCAAAUCCAGGGAAGGGAUGAGUAUACAAGUGUGAGUGGAUCAAUAGGUACCGAUUCAGCAGGAAGUUAACGGAACUCCAUGCAGUAAUGCUGGCCGCAUGACCUUGGAGGUGUCUAUGAACAACACCGGCUUUUAUGCUUAGAAAUAGAGAUGAGCACUACCCCCCGGAGUCAGACUUCACUAGACUUAAUGUUAAUUAAUUAUGAUGGUUAUAACUCUGGCGAUGUCAUCUGAGUGGAACUUCACUAUAGGUUGAUAUUGAAAAGAUAUUGGUCAAGACUUGAAGUGCAUCUACAUUGUAGAAUUAAUGCAGUUUGAUGCCACUGUAAUUGCCACUCCCUUUGCAGAGGUGGCUAAAACCUUGUCAUAAGACAUCCCCAUAAUUCCAUAUCUUUGAGCUAUGGUGCUUAAACUAUAUUCAUUCUACAAUGUAGACUCAUCCUGGUGUACUUCUCAUUGCUGUUCCAGGGAUUCCCAACAACUGAUAGAAGAAGGAGAUGUGCUAAGUUUGUAUUUCUUUCACUGAUGCUUUUGCCUUCUUUAUAAUAAAAUCUUUGGCGCUUAUUGCUUCUGAAUCCAUGAGUAAGAUUACACCCUUCCUCCCCGCUCCCCUACUUUCACAUGGCAAGAAGAUUGUGAGCAAGAAAGUAACUUGACAAUGAGGUGUAGGUUCUGGGGUCUCUAUAGUAACUGGACAAGAGGAUUCCAAGAGGAAUCGCUACAUAACCAAGGAAGCUCCCUUACUACUCAGCCAAAGCAAGUGGACAAUGGAGGAGGAAAGAAGCAGCAUCUAGAAGGGGACAACACAGAAAGGGUUCGAAAUGGGGAACAUGAUGAAACUCCUGACUUCCAGUUCUGAGACCACUCAGCAUGACAACCCAGAAAUGAAGAUGCCCAUGGAUGAGGAAAUGUUAUCAAUUCCUAUCAGUAACAACGUUUAUGCAAUUCUGAAGAGACGAGAAAACUACUUCAUCAGUUUGCUUCAGAAGAAAUUUGGUUGCAUUGCUGUCCUUAAGAGCAUAAGGAAUCCCAUCAAAGUGUAUAAGAAAAGCCUGAAGGAAGGAGUUGAAGUCUCUGUUUGGGUAGAUGACUUUACAAGACACGAGGCCGAUGCUUUGGUGAAUGCAUCCAAUGAAUACCUGCACCAUUUUGGAGGCCUUGCAUUCGCUCUCAUGAAAGCUGGAGGACCAGAAAUUGAAAAGCAGUGCAAGCAUUUCAUUGAUAAGAACGGACCACUCAGCAUUGGCCAGAUUGCUGUUACGAGUGGCGGAAGACUCCACUGUAAGCAAGUCAUCCAUGCCGUUGGUCCGCGGUGGUCUGAAGGCCAGAAAGAAGAGUGCUGCCUAAAACUUGAAACAGUCAUUAUCAACAUUUUGAAAUAUGUAAAUGCCCCAGAAAACAACAUCAAAUCUGUUGCCAUUCCUGCAUUGAGCUCAGGGACCUUCCGUUUCCCGCAGGAGUUAUGUGCUCAUGUGAUUGUACGGACUAUAAAGAAUUUUAUCCAGCUAGCUCCAUUGUUUGGCUACUUGCAAGAAGUCCAUCUUGUGAACACUGAUGAAACCGCUAUUGAAGUAAUAAGGAGAGUUUGUGAUGAAUUGCUAGGUCCAAAUGAUAUUGUGCCUCUGAAUGGAGCGGUGGAUUCUGUCACAAUCCAUAACCUCUGCCUCCAAAUCAAGAAAGAGAAUAUAGAAACACAGAAAGUUGCUGUUAUUAUUAACUCUGUGGUUCUACAAGAUGAUCCAUCACAAGGAAUAGGAGAGAUAUUAGGAAAUGCUGAUCCAGCUAUGAAGGAGGAAUUCCUGGCAGAAUUACAUAAACAUCCAUCAGAGAGUCCCAAACUCAUAUAUACCAAAGGAUAUAAUAUUGACUGUGAGUUUGUGCUGCAUGUAGUAUGGCCCUCUUCCAGUAAAGACAACGCUCAGGAGGCGUUAAAAGCAGCCGUGUUGAAAAGUCUUUGCAAGACUCAGGAGCGUCAGUUUCCAUCCAUUUCUUUUCCUCCCCUUGGGAUUGAAGAGCUUCAUUUGCCAAAAGAUGACGUGGCAGAGAUUAUGGUGGAGGAAGUCAUACGCUUUGCAAAGGAACAUCCUGACAAGAAGCCAGAAGUAUACAUUGUAAUUCCUCCGGAUGACAAUGAUAUUUAUCAGGCUUUCUGUAGCAAGCUGAUAUCAGUCAAAAAUGAACUGGAAGAAAAGAUGGACUGCUGCAGUAUGGAGGCCAUGGAGGUACAGACCAUUGCAGAAUAUGAAAGUAAUGGGCCAUCUGUGGAACUGAUUGGACACAGUUGUGAAACUCUGGAGGAAGCAGCACUGUGGCUCAAAGACAUCAUUAAAGUGGAAGAAAGCCACCGGAUUGUCAUAAGAAACUCUAAGAUCCUAAACCUUGGCAGUGGUCAGCCUGUUGAACUUUCUUAUCUCCAGAAACAUUUUGGUAUAACUAUACUGGAGAGCUCAACAGAAGAGGGGGCAGCCCUCGAGAUUGAAGGCUCACCCCGAGCCGUAAUUGAUGCCACAUUCGCAGUCGAGUUCAUGCUCCAGACUACAGCCAAGCAAGAACCCUCGGCAACAGAUGGACCUUCAUCAAGGUAUCUGAGUCCUUACUCACAUGAAGGGCACAUGGAGAGGACGAAUAAAUACUGUUACCAAGUCAUUCCGAUAGAGUCGUAUCUUCAGAAAUUCAAAGACAAGGAAAAGCAACUAGAAAAAGCCGGUCUGCGGGUUCUCAAGAUAGAGAAAAUAUAUAAUCCCCUGUUAGAAUCUGCCUUCCAAAGGAUUAAAAGAAAAAUUGAAGGGAAAAAUACCGGAAUGCCAGUAUGCCAUAGAUUGUACCAUCAUGUCCCAGCUCAGUACUGUAGUUUAGUGUGUAAAACUGGAUUUCAGAAAACUUACUCUUCACAAGACCAGAAAUACGGAGCAGGCAUCUACUUUAACAAGAAUCCCAGGAGCCUGGUCACAACUACAAAGGAAAAGUGUGAAAUGGACCAUUUAAUAUGUUUAUUUGAGGCAGAGGUUGUGACAGGCUCAUAUACGAGGGGCAGUCGAAGCUACGUGGCACCACCUUCACUCAGCGCAAGCAGCAUGAAACUCUACGAUAGUGUGGUUGAUAAUAUUCACAACCCUGAGAUCUUUGUCAUUUUUAACAGAGAGCAAGCUCUGCCACUGUAUUUGUUGACUUGUUCCCUGCUCUGGAAUCCAGAAGAGAAAACCAGUUUGGAAACAUCAUGCCGGAAACGUUAAGACUGUAAAAACGUUAAGUCAAUUAAAAAUAAUACAGGCACUAGAUUUGGUGGCUUUAGGAUUACAUAUGGCAGUUCUCCAAUGCAAUUGCAAAAAAAAAUCUUGCUUCAUUAAAAUGGUGAAAAAUACUUAUUGUUUAAGAAGUAAUUAAAUCACAGGUGAAAGUUAAAAAAAACAAGUCAUCAUUUCAUUCAAAACAGAAUUGUGGCAUUCACCAUAUAAGAUCUUUUAAAU